Pectinophora gossypiella (pink bollworm) is the source of this 2223-nucleotide messenger RNA. RefSeq names its product L-dopachrome tautomerase yellow-f2-like (gene Y-fb). The coding region runs from base 249 to 1577 and encodes 442 amino acids. The record is from RefSeq and is a predicted model, not a curated record. Gene Ontology annotation, cellular component: extracellular region. The transcript has 9 exons. NCBI's taxonomy places the organism in Eukaryota, Metazoa, Arthropoda, Insecta, Lepidoptera, Gelechiidae.
UCUUACAACAAGCUUUCAUUACGUUAGUUUUAAUAAAAUCAAUGUCUAGAAAUGUGUUGUAGCUCUUUUCUUGUUAUCAAAGUUUAAAAGAAACAAUAUAAGUACAAUAAAUAUUUUUAUUAAUUACUAUCAGACGACGCCCUGAGCCGGGGUUCGCGCCCAACUGGGCACCCGCAGGCCUGUUGUCUUAAAUUUUGUACCGGGUGAGAGCACUCACAGCGCUCCCCAUUUUUGCGGUGAAGUAGUUAAUGUCAUUUGCGGCAAAUCUACAACAAGUCACGUUCAAAAUGAUAAUUAAACAAAUUAAGCUGUGUGUUAUUGUGUUAGUGUUUAUAAAUAGCGCUUUUAGCUAUGGAUAUCGUAAGAAAAACAAUCUGAAACAAGUUUUCGGUUGGGAUCAAAUUGGAUACGACUUCGACGGAGUACAAUACACAAACAACACAGACCAUGAACACGAUCCAAAGGGCGGUGUGAUACAUUAUGACGAUGAAAUAGCAGAGUCGCGGAAAUUCUUCAUUGCUUAUAGCAAUGUUCCCAUCGGGUUUGAGGUCUAUGGUGACCGAGUGUUUGUCACCGUGCCCAGGAGACGCCAUGGAAUCCCAUCAACCCUGAACUACGUGGAUUACCAUGCCAAUCAGAAGGCAUCGACUUCGCCCCUUCUCAAGCCGUAUCCUGAUGUAGCGCGAAGUAAGCAGCUGGUGUCUGUGUACAGACCAAGAGCUGAUGUCUGCGGAAGGUUGUGGAUGGUGGACACAGGACUUAUCGAAGUACCCGGAGAAAGGAGACAGCUACAACCGCCGGCCAUCUUAGUGUUUGAUUUGACAACCAACCAACAAAUACUGCGCUACGAACUCAAAACCACUGACUUGGUCGACGAGAGGACUCCAGCAGGUCUAACCUCUAUAACGGUGGACGUAUCACCUUCAGCCUGUGACGACGCUUAUGCAUACAUCAAUGACUUGGCCACCGAAGGGCUGGUGGUCUUCUCCUUGAAGCUGCGAGACAGUUGGCGACUCCAGCAUCCCAGCUUCAUCCACGAUGACAGCGCUAUGAACUUCACUGUUGCAGGUAACAUUAUAAACUGGAAGGACGGCCUCUUCAGCAUAGCUCUGUCAGGCUCUGAUGCAAAUGGGAGAAGGAAUGCAUACUACCAUCCUCUGGUGUCCACCCAGGAGUUCUCUGUAGAUACGGAGGUGUUGAAGAGGAAAGAUGGAUCCUUAGAAGUGCACGUUCAGCUACUCGGCAGCCGCGGGAAGCUCGCCCAAUCCGGUUCACACGCGUAUCACGCUGGCACCAGAACUAUUCUGUACGCCAACGUGGCCCAAGACGCUAUCACGUGCUGGCAUGUAGACAGUGCCAUGACACCACACAACGUGCCUAUACUCGUUCAGGAUAGACAGAAACUUGUUUAUAUUUCUGAUUUAAAAAUAAUAGGCGACGAGGUGUGGGUGCUUGUCAACCAAAUACCAAGAUUCAUUUAUUCUACUUUGAAUGCCAGUGAAACGAAUUAUUAUAUUCACAGGGGGCACGUACAAGAUUUAAUUCGAGGUACAGCUUGCGAUCGACUACAAGUAUAGCAUCUGAGAUACACCCACUCCACACUCACAGAUCCCUGGUCACACUACCAACUUGUGGCUAGCGGGGUGCUCUGCCCUUGAGGAGAUGAACCUCCUUUUAUAAAUAAAAGUCCGAACUGGAUGGGUAUCUUGUAUUGUUCAUCAACACACACGGAAUUAAAACACAUAAUAACGGGUUCUUACCGCGUUUAAAAUCUCAUAUCCCCAUUUUAAAGGCGGUAAGAACCCGUUAUUAUGUGUUUUAAUUAUGAUAAGAACCGCGUAAACUUAAAACAAUGUACACACGGAAUUAUUACUAACACAGAAGGUUACAUACAAAAAACUAUAUAAAAUCUCGGAGCACUGCACUGCACCUGUCGCCUAGUAAGCCUUUCACCAAGAGAAAGAGGUGGUAAUUAAACAAUGAUUUGCUCUGCAUAAGACGACAGGCGCUCCAACGGUACUUUACAACUAUUUAUCUAUAAUAUUUAUUUUUACCAACACUACGUUAAUAUCUUUGUGAUCUUUGUUUGUAUGUACUAUGGAUACUUUAAAUCUGAAAUAAAAAUAAAUUUAUUUUGAUUUCCACAUUUUUCUACCAAGCGUAUCAUAGACACUUUGAAAUGGCAACCUAAACAAAAUGGCGUCCAAGACCUGUCAAUUUGCA